This is a messenger RNA of Rotaria sp. Silwood2, 1926 nucleotides long. The record is from the annotation of a GenBank genome assembly. NCBI's taxonomy places the organism in Eukaryota, Metazoa, Rotifera, Eurotatoria, Philodinida, Philodinidae.
AUGGAACAUAACUUUAACGCGUAUAAAAUUCUUAAAUGGAUGAAAGUUUUACUACCAGUUGUUAUAAUCGGAACACUGCUCGUAACUGUUACAUUUAGUCUGUCUAUAGUUAUUCUAGUGAAAGUUAACAAAGGAUUCAAUGAAAUUCAAAAUGAUGCCAUCAAGACAACAAUUGGAUCGACUAUCAGAACAACGGCUCAGACAGAUCCAACCAUCACAAUCUCCAAUUCUAUAACAACAAGCCAAUCAGAACUCAACGAAAGUUUGGCUACAUACAUACGUAUUCAAGAUGUAAUGAUGCAUCUUAAUGAACUACAAAAUAUAGCAACGAAUGCAAAUGGUACUCGAGCUAUUAAUACACUUGGUUUCAAUCGAACACUUGAUUAUAUUAAUAAUUAUUUGUCAUCUCAUACAAAUUUUAAAGCAGCAACAGAUUAUUUUUAUUUAAGAAAUUUUGUUAUUGGUUCCAAUCCAAUAUUAAUGACAUCCAUUAAUGGUAUAACUGCUAANACACUUGAUUAUAUUAAUAAUUAUUUGUCAUCUCAUACAAAUUUUAAAGCAGCAACAGAUUAUUUUUAUUUAAGAAAUUUUGUUAUUGGUUCCAAUCCAUCAUUAAUGACAUCCAUUAAUGGUGUAACUGUUAAUCGCAUAUUUUCAACCAAUCUUUCGGCAUCAGAGUUCUAUUUUAUUCAAUAUACAAAAUCAGCUAAUUUUCCUACCUAUGUUCCAAUAAGUGUUAUUCCAAAUCUUGGUUGUUCUGAUGAUGAUUGGCUUGCAGUGAAUCCUUCUCCAAAUGAUCGAGUUGCAUUAGUGAAAAGGGGUAAUUGCAGUUUUGCUGCCAAGGCAGCAUUUGCAUCGAAAUAUAACGUUACUGCUCUUCUACUAUAUAAUGAUGGUACACCACCAGGUGGUAUCGCACCAAUUUUUACUACCUUAGGCCAGAACAAUGAAUUACCAGCACUUUUUCUUUCCUAUGCUCUUGGUCAAGAACUUGCUGAUGCUGCUCAAGAUGCAUCAAAUAAUGUCGGUGUUCUUAUAACUAUCAAUGUAGCUGAUGAAUCAAGAUAUCCUGUUGGUAAUAUUUGUGCUGAUACACCGACGGGUGAUGUUACUCAAACAAUUGUUGUUGGUAGUCAUAGUGAUAGUGUACCAGCUGGUCCAGGUAUUAACGAUAACGGUAGUGGAAGUGCAGCAAAUCUUGGUUUAGCUGUGGCUCUUGCUCGUCUUUUUCAAACAUCUACUUAUGAAAAAUAUAAAUAUCGAGUUCGAUUUUGUUGGUGGGGUGCUGAAGAAGUUGGUCUUCUUGGUGCUGAUUAUCAUGUCAAACAAGCCAAGAUUUCUACUGUUAUUGGUGAACGUCUCAGUGACUACUUGAUCAAUCUUAAUUAUGAUAUGCUUGGUUCGCCUAAUUAUAUGUUUGGUAUUUAUGAUGGAAAAACAGCUAACAGUAAUACUCCACCACAAGCACUUCCAGGCAGUAAUAAAAUUACGAGUCUCUUUCGUGAAUGGUUCACUCAACAAAAUUUGCCAUGGAAUAACACUGACUUCAGUGGCCGAAGUGAUUAUGGUCCAUUUUUAGCUGAAGGAAUUGUGGCUGGCGGACUAUUCUCCGGCGCUGAUGGUAUGAAAUCGCUUGAAGAACGUAAUUAUUAUGAUAAAAUUCUUGGUCAAGGAAUGGGUGGUAUCGCCGGUGCUAUUCAUGAUCCAUGUUAUCAUCGAGCUUGUGAUUCCAUUCAAAAUAUCAAUGUAUUUGCAUAUGAAAAGAUGAUACAAGCUGCUGCUUAUGUUUUAGAAUAUUUAGCUCGACAAGAUGAUUUGAAAGGAUGGCUUUAUCCUUCAGCUGAAAUUCAACGAUUGAAUACUCGACAAAAUCAACGACGCGAAUACAAUUCAAUAAAUGAAUACUUUGGAUUGCCAUAUUUCUAA